AUGGGCUGGUCAUCUACGGAUGGCUGGGCUACGAGGCUCUUGUCCGGCGAUCCUGUUGUCAUCCUCAUCGCAUUCCUGGUCACAAUAACCCUGCCACUACUUGUCCACCUGUACCUCUACACCCAGACUGCUCGUGCCAGAGUCGUCCCAAGUUUCCUCCUUCUUGGUUCCAGCGGCGCAGGCAAGACUUCUCUGGUCUCUUUGCUACAAAAACGAUCCUCCAAACAAGAAGAUUCCCAAGCAGAAGCAGCACUCACCCGCACUUCCCAAGUAUCCUCCUCCGUCAGCUUACUACUUCCGCCUUCCGUCCCCUUGGGGUCCAACAAAUAUCGCUCCGAUAAUGAUGUCAGCCUGAAAGACAAACAAUCGACACCAUAUGUAAUGAUCGAUACCCCCGGCCAUGGAAAGCUCAGGUCGGACCAGGCCUUAUCACACAUCCAGAAUCCUGCCCUCCGCGGGGUCAUAUUUGUGGUUGACUCAAGUGUUCUGGACACUAGUGACUCUUCCACAUCUCGUGACACUGCUGUAUACCUCCACGAUACACUACUGGUCCUUCAGAGACGAAAAACUCGAGGCAAAAACAAGAUCGCACUACCCGUCCUCAUCGCGGCCAAUAAGCAGGAUUUAUUCACCGCAUUACCGACAGGUGCGGUCAAGGAACGCCUACAGGCCGAGAUUGAACGGGUACGUGUUUCCAGAAGCAAAGGUCUCGGUACUGUGGGCCAAGACGUAGAUACCGAUGCAGAGGAAGACAUUCUAGGUGGUGGUGGCGAAGACAAGUUCAGUUUUGAAUUGAUGGCGGAAGAGUAUGACAUUAAGAUAGACGUCUUGGGAGGAGCAGUCAGAGGAGAAGAAGCGGGCAAAGGAGUAAGGAGGUGGGAGGAGUGGAUAGGCGGUUGUCUCUAA
Messenger RNA from Fonsecaea pedrosoi CBS 271.37, 906 nucleotides. RefSeq lists its product as uncharacterized. Lineage: Eukaryota; Fungi; Ascomycota; Eurotiomycetes; Chaetothyriales; Herpotrichiellaceae. The transcript is spliced from 2 exons. Bases 1 to 906 code for a protein of 301 amino acids. The record is from RefSeq and is a predicted model, not a curated record.